Hylaeus volcanicus is the source of this 714-nucleotide messenger RNA. RefSeq lists its product as uncharacterized. Lineage: Eukaryota; Metazoa; Arthropoda; Insecta; Hymenoptera; Colletidae. The record is from RefSeq and is a predicted model, not a curated record. The transcript has 3 exons. Bases 146 to 424 code for a protein of 92 amino acids.
CCUGGCUCGUUUGUUAUUCCCACUUUCAUGCGGGGUUGAAGGCUGCAUCGCCGUUUUUCAUUGUCACCGAUCCGGUAUAUAAACCAUCGCUCCCAGAGGGUUAGACAUCAGUCACAGCCAGCUGAAGACUAAGAAAACCAUCAUCAUGAAAUUCUUGAUUGUCCUCGUCGCCGCCUUGGCCAUCGCCUCUGCCAACCCAGAGCGCGAACGUCGUUCGCUUGGUUGGGGCCAUAAUGGCGCCGUAGUCCUCGGCGGUGUGAUCCCUGGAGUGGCUGUGGCGGGUCCAGUGGCUCCGGCAGCUGCGGUUGUUGGACCAGUCGCUGGUUCUGCUGCGGUCGUGGGACCGGCUGCCGGACCUACGGUUAUCGCUGGCCCCGCUGGAUCGAUCGUGGCUCCUGGAUCCGGGGUCUUAGGACUCUGGUAGACACCUGAACGCUCAGGAUUCGACCCCUCCAAGAGCUUACGACGACUCGAACGAUCUCCCGUCAACUUACCAAUCUCUCGUCCAAUCUCCAACCUCGAGACGUCGACCGACCCCCAGCGCCAUCGAGCACGAUGAUUCUUCAGGAUCCCGGAUUCAGGACUGCGGCGAUCGAACUCCUCGAUCCGCCCGAACGUUCGAUUGAACUCGAGGUUUUUUAGUUGAAUGUCCUUUUUGUAACUAUCCAUGACCCUAUUACGCUUUUGUACGAUAAUAAAUGAAGCUCCACCGUA